AUGCGAGGCACCGCCGCGCCGGCCCGCCCGUGGCCUGACGCGGCUGCCGUGGCGCCGGUGCCAGUGGAGCGCUCGCGGUGGGGUGGAAGCGAGGGGAGGGGGUACGCUGUCCGGGCUGGGACGGUUUGUGGAGGGAGUGGAUGUGGUGAUGACUGCCAUGAGGGGUGGCGGCUUUAUGCCAACGGCGAAGCCGAUGGCCACGGGGGAAACAGUGGCCGAGAGCGAGUGCCUGGGGGAGGGGGGAGCUGCGGUGUGGAUGGCGACGGCGCGGGCGCCGAGGGGAUGAAAAGUAUCCGCCCGGAUUUGGACCCCUCGGCCCCGCGGCCUCGACGCCCUUUUCAGUUAAUCCAACCCGCACUCGACGCCAAGUGGCGACCGGUUGCCCCGGUGGCGGCGGCGGCGGCGAGGGGCGGGGCGGCACGUCUUCGCCUUGUUCGAGGCGUGCAACGCCGUGUGAGAUUGGUGGGACGCUCAAUAGAAAGACAAACACAACGUAUCUCGAGUAAUUUGCAAAUGUUCCCGCAGAUGAAAUUCCGUGUGUCCGGGCUGGACGCGAAGGCAAAGUACAUCCUUCUGCUGGACAUCGUGGCCGCUGACGACUACCGCUACAAGUUCCAUAACAGCCGCUGGAUGGUGGCGGGCAAGGCGGACCCCGAGAUGCCGAAGCGAAUGUACAUCCACCCUGACUCGCCCAGCACCGGCGAGCAAUGGAUGCAGAAAGUCGUCUCCUUCCAUAAGCUUAAACUGACUAAUAAUAUCAGUGACAAGCACGGCUUUAUUACGCAGCUGAAGAUCGACAACAACCCGUUCGCCAAGGGCUUCCGGGACACCGGCGCAGGCAAACGGGAAAAGAAGCGGCAGGCGCUGCUGGCGGCGCAGCGCCACCCGGACGACGGCGCCUCGCGGCUGGCGG
This is a messenger RNA of Gryllus bimaculatus (two-spotted cricket), 913 nucleotides long. The record is from the annotation of a GenBank genome assembly. Lineage: Eukaryota; Metazoa; Arthropoda; Insecta; Orthoptera; Gryllidae.